This is a messenger RNA of Orycteropus afer afer, 1392 nucleotides long. The record is from RefSeq and is a predicted model, not a curated record. NCBI's taxonomy places the organism in Eukaryota, Metazoa, Chordata, Mammalia, Tubulidentata, Orycteropodidae.
AUGGGCUCCCUAUGGGGGCUGGCCCUGCCCCUUUUCUUCUGCUGCUGGGAGGCUGGAGUCCCUGGGUGCUCUGCAGCUGGCACAACUUCAGAGGCAGAGACAAAGGACAUCAACACCAUAUCCCCUGCAACAGAGGCGAAGGCCCUAAUAAAAAGCAUACCUUACAAGUUCAUGGUUGGGACCACCAAGCCUGUGGAGAGAAUAGUCACAAGUGGCAGCACCCCAGUAACAGAAAUGACCACAGUUGAGACUGUCAUGGGCAGUGAUCUCACAGAAAUAAUCUUUGACACCCUUUGUGCUGAUGACAGCUCAGAAGAGGUAAAAGUGAUCACGGUUGACAUCUCAACAUUGGCUCACACCUCCACAGAAGCUGAAGCCUUGACUUUGGAGAGUAGUGCCUCCUCCGACAUCUCCUUUCCAGCCAUCAUCACUUCACCAGCCCCAGAACCUGAGAUCAGUGCUCCAGCUAAAGCCUGGGUUGCCUACACCAUCACUGAUGUCGAGGUUACUAAUUGCAGUGUAAUAGAAAUAGAAACCACUGCCAUCAUCCCUGGGCUGUCAGACACAAAUCACAGCCCCACAAAAGGAGUAGAGGCUCUGUUGACCCCUGAGAUAUCAGCUUUGUCUGAUCCCACUGAAGCAAAAUCACGCAUCACUCAGACUACAACCUUGGUUAAGACCCUGUGGGCAGCCAGCACCACAGAAUCAGUAACACCUAGUACCACAGCUGAGAACCCAUUAACCACAAAUAACACUACAGAAAAAGAAACAGCAGUUAAGGCCACUACCCCCCAUGGGACUUUGGCAACAGUUAGCACUCACUCCUUGGAAGAAAGCGCAGCCUUCUCUGUCGGGACAAUAAGCCACAUUGAGGCAUUAGAAGCAGUAACAAUCUCCACAGAAGUUGAGUCACCAAUGAGCAAAGCUACUACUCCUGCUAUAUUUGCAGCUACGGUCCAUAGCCCCUCAGAAGUAGCCACCAUUAAGAACUCUACACCUUCAGAAACUUUUUACACAGAUGGCACUAACAGUGGAACCUUCCCAAUCAGCAAGGGCCCUCUUCCUUCUGUCCAUCUGACUACAACCAACAUCAGCCAAGGAGCAAACAUCACCUUAGCUAAGACCACAACCUCAGCGAAGACCCUGAUGAUGGUCAGCAAAACCAGAGGAAAGCCUCCAACAGCCACAUCCACCACUUCUCAGAAAAGGCUGACCACAAAAGGUACUGCAGGUGGAGAUGGAGGCUUCCUCCUCCUGCGGCUGAGUGUGUCCUCCCCAGAAGACCUUACUGACCCUCGGGUGGCCCAGAGACUGAUGCAGCAGCUCUGCCGUGAACUACAUGCUCACAUGCUUCCCAUCCAAGUCUCCUUGCUGCACAUCAGAAGGAGCUAA